AUGGCCAUGCAUGCAUAUGCCACCAUCUUCAAUAAUGUCAAUGUCCCCAUCAAAAAUCUUGCACAAUCAACCCCCUAAUUUCACUCUAUUCCCACUACCACCCUCCCUCUUGGUCCUGCUCCUAUCACUACUACUCUAUAUAUACACCUGACCAAAUGGAGAAGUUUAAACCUCCCCUCCUCAUCGAGCUUAAUUCUUACACCAGAAAGAAAAAUGGGUUCCCUCCCUCACAUUGUCGAAGACUGUAUGGGCGUUCUCAAACUCUUUAGCGACGGAUCCGUCCAUCGCUGCUCUGUGAAAGACAUAAACUUCCCCAUAUCAGUCGUUAACGACGACUCCGUGGACUUCAGAGACGUCGUUUUCGAUGAAAAGCUCAACAUUUCCCUACGUCUGUACAGACCUAAAAGCCACACGUCCAGGCCAACGGCCACACCCGCCAAGCUCCCCGUGGUGUUUUACUUCCAUGGGGGCGGCUUUUGCGUCGGCUCGCGAGUGUGGCCCAACAGCCACAACUGCUGCAUCCGCCUUGCGUCGGGGCUCGACGCGCUCGUCGUGGCGCCGGACUACCGUCUCGCCCCCGAGCAUAAGCUCCCGGCCGCGUUGGACGACGCGAUGAGUGCGGUGGAGUGGCUGCAGAGGGAGGCUCUGAUGAGUGAGGGUGGUAGUGAUGAUUGUGAUGCAUGGCUGGGUGGUGGUUUGGUUGACUUUGACCGGGUUUAUGUGGUGGGUGACUCUUCAGGAGGUAAUAUGGCUCACCACGUGGCGGUACGGCUUGGAGCUGGGUCAGUCAAGGCGGCGCCGGUGAGGGUACGGGGUUAUGUACUUUUGGCACCAUUUUUUGGCGGAGAGGGGAGGACGAAGUCGGAGGAGGGUCCGCCUGAGAUGUUUUUGAAUUUGGAGAUACUUGACAGAUUUUGGAGGCUCUCAAUGCCGAAAGGAGAAACCAGGGAUCAUCCGAUGGUGAACCCAUUUGGACCAAACAGCCCCAGCCUUAAGGAGGUGGAUCUUGAUCCCAUCUUGGCUAUUGCAGGCGGCAAUGAAAUGUUGAAAGAUAGAGUGGAGAUCUACUCGAGGAGACUGAAAGAGUUGGGAAAGAAGAUCGAGUACGUGGAAUUUGAUGGACAACAACAUGGCUUUCUUACAAAUUAUCCAUACUCAGAAGUGGCAAACGAAGCACUUCAAGUUAUCAAGAGAUUUAUAAUUGAAAACUCCAGCUAAAACAACGUCCUAAUUAAGCAUGAUAAUUAUCACUGUUGUAGUCUUAGUUUUUGAGAUUCCACUUUGAGAUUUUUGUUUCUUCUUUUUUGAGUGUUUGAGGUACGUUUCGCAAUAGUAGUUCUAGUAUUCUAGAGUUAUUGUAAUUUGUCUUUGUGAACCUAUUAGUUAGUUAUACGGUAGUCCUUUGCUUA
This is a messenger RNA of Argentina anserina (silverweed cinquefoil), 1409 nucleotides long. RefSeq names its product probable carboxylesterase 15. The transcript is spliced from 2 exons. NCBI's taxonomy places the organism in Eukaryota, Viridiplantae, Streptophyta, Magnoliopsida, Rosales, Rosaceae. Gene Ontology annotation, molecular function: hydrolase activity. The record is from RefSeq and is a predicted model, not a curated record.